Molecule: messenger RNA, 2144 nt
Organism: Cyprinus carpio (common carp)
Lineage: Eukaryota; Metazoa; Chordata; Actinopteri; Cypriniformes; Cyprinidae
Product: FAS-associated death domain protein-like
Biological process (GO): regulation of apoptotic process; signal transduction
Molecular function (GO): protein binding
Source: RefSeq, a predicted model, not a curated record
CAAAGAACAAUUCGCCGGUGAAUCGGACACCGCUAGUAGCGAAUAUGUCCACAAAUGAUUCAUUAUCACAAAAAGACUGGUUCAGAAGAACGACUCAUAUGUGAAACAAGUUAUCUUAAGUUGCUGACGGGUGUUAUUUUUUGCUUCAGAGUGGGGGAUUUUCACGAGGGUGAGAGCCAGAGCUGAAAGCGAAAGCGGGAGAUGAACCGUGCGCCCGGGCGUCGCGCCUCAGUAGCUACUGUUCAAACAAACACAACAUGGACAAGAGCGGAUUCAGAGCGAUGCUGCUAGCGAUCUCUGAUAAACUCACUGAAGACAACUUGACAAGCUUAAAGUUUCUGUGCACCGACAUCGGGAAGAAAAGGCUCGAGAAGAUCAAUAAGGGGAUUGAUCUUUUCGAGUGCUUGAUCGAAAAAACUACAAUUGGGCCUGAUAACACGGAACUUCUGCGAGAACUUCUAAUCCAGAUCGGCCAGAGAGUUCUUCUGGAAACAAUAGAUGAUUAUGAGAGAGGAGCGACAGAAAGCCGCGCUGCUGGUGUACUGGACUCGAAAGAGCGAGAAAAAAUAAACAUUGCAACUGAAGUAAUCGUUGAACAUUUGGGUAGAAAGUGGCUCCAGUUUGGAAGGAAACUCGGACUUCAACACACUCAGCUGGAAGGCAUACAGGAGAAGCACAGCCGUGAGCUGGAGGAGCAGGUGAGGGAGCUCAUCAGACAGUGGAUGAAGAUGAGGAAAGAAAACGCCAGAGUGGAGGAUCUCAUCAAAGCUCUGCGGGACUGCAAACAGAACCUCACCGCUGACCUUGUGGAGAAAAACCUCAAAGACCUCGAUGCACAUUAAAAAAAAUAAUCACUGUUCUAUUAUAAAACAACAGAACUUUGGGGUUAAUAAUGUGAUUAAUGUGAAAAGUGCGAAUGAACUGAAUUAAAUUGUGUUUACAGAUCUUUCGGAAUUAAUUGUACACAGCCUUGGUAAAUAAAUAUUAAUUUAGAUAAUAUAUUUUACACGAUAUUGCAAGAAAAUGAUUUUUUUUAAAUAAUUGUCUUAAUAGACACUCUUGCAAAGCGUAAGGAUUUUUCAGUUUUUACAGAACAUACUCAUAACACAACACUGUUCUUGUAGGAAUAAAGGGACUAUGCUGUAUAAUUGAACAAUGUGCCUCAUAACAGGCCUUUCAGCUGUUUGAUGAAGCGUAUUUUGAGUCAUAGCUUUUACUCAUUCUAUACUUCACAGAAGUAUAGAAAUGCUCAAUCGUUAUAUUUACGCAGGUUGUUCCAUCUAAAUCCUGAGAUUUAAAUAUUGUACAAAAAGGCUGUCAAAUCAAAGUUCAAACUGCCUCACAGUGGCACGUGUUCAACGUGUUUCAGUCACCUGACAUGUCUUCUCCGCUCCACCAGAAAGAUUUCUGGAGAUUGCAUCAUUUGGGAACAGUUUAUUUUGAGUCGUCUGUGCUUUGUGCCACACUGGUUGUAUAGGUUGAGGUUCCCAAAAGCAGCCUAAAUGGCUUGUAUAGAGACCACUGGUGCCAAUGGUUUCUACUUAAAGGCUGGAUGACACCACAAUUUUUAAAACUGGAACAAAUAUUAAAACUAGGUAUAAUUCAUUUGCAGACUUUGUAAAUGGUUUAUUAGAAAAACUGGGCAUCAUACACUUAAGCACAAGUUGUUGCUGGGAGACACACCAAAUGUAAACAAUUGUUCUAACACAGGUUCGGAAUUUCAUGUUUAAUGUUCUCCGAACGGACAGAUUCAUAAUCUACAGCUAAAGCAACACAAAACACUGUGACUACAUAACACAUUACUCAGACUGUCCAGAAGUCUUCAGAAUGGCUUUGACUUUUGGCAGCUAGCUUUGAUUCCUCCAGACUGCAAAUGGGGGCAAUAAUGCAUUCGGCGUUUAGGUUUAUGAUGCUUUUGGGAAACACAACCGAGGUCAGUUAGAACAGUUGAGCUCAAAUUUAGCUUUGAAUUCAUAACAGUUCUUAAUUCUUGGAUUUGAUGUUGCUGCUUUAUAAUUCAUCUGUGCUCUUUCUGUUUAUCAGUAACCCACAUCUGUCAGUGUGUACAGCAAUGCAUAUCUCCAAUAAAAUUCCAGAAUUGCAAUACUUUUAAUAAUAAAGAUGCUCAUAUCUCUAAAAAGCCA